This is a messenger RNA of Scedosporium apiospermum, 2133 nucleotides long. Its product is annotated as Iron-sulfur clusters transporter ATM1, mitochondrial. The record is from RefSeq and is a predicted model, not a curated record. Gene Ontology annotation, cellular component: mitochondrial inner membrane. Bases 1 to 2133 code for a protein of 710 amino acids. NCBI's taxonomy places the organism in Eukaryota, Fungi, Ascomycota, Sordariomycetes, Microascales, Microascaceae. Gene Ontology annotation, molecular function: ATP hydrolysis activity; ATP binding; ABC-type transporter activity. The transcript has 2 exons. Gene Ontology annotation, biological process: intracellular iron ion homeostasis; transmembrane transport.
AUGUUACGAACCUCCCUAUUACGGCUGAGCGCCUUCCCGGCGACCUCUGUCAGCCCGGUACGCUCUAUUUCUCCGUCUCAAUGGGUCUUUACAUCCUACUCGACUCGAGCCUUCCACAUCUCUCGAAGCUUCCGAACCACUCCCAAAAAACCUCUUCUUCCCUCCGAAACCUCCCCAAUCCGACCCGCGACCACCGGCAAUGAUGGCGCCAAGUCACCGCCCGUCGUCCCCGCGAAACCAAAGGUUGCGAAGCCCGCAAGCGAUCCGCUGGCAGCCAUCGACAAGUCCGCGCAGGAGCAGCGAAAGGCAGACUGGGCCAUUAUGAAGGAGAUGUCGCACUACCUGUGGCCAAAGGGAAAUCUAGAUACCAAGUUCCGGGUCGCUCUGGCUGUAUCCCUGCUGAUUGGAGCCAAGGUCCUCAACGUGCAGGUGCCGUUCUACUUCAAGUCCAUCGUGGACGCCAUGAACGUAGAUGUCGGCGCUAUGGGUGGUAACGCCGUCGUCGUAGCGGGAAGCAUGAUCUUGGCGUACGGCGCGACGAGGAUAGGCGCUUCGCUUUUCCAGGAACUCCGGAAUGCCGUUUUCGCCUCGGUUGCGCAGAAGGCUAUUCGACGCGUUGCGCGCAACGUCUUUGAUCACCUUCUCCGACUCGACCUUAGCUUUCAUCUCUCCAAGCAGACCGGCGGCCUGACUCGUGCGAUUGACCGAGGAACGAAGGGUAUUAGCUUCCUGUUGACCAGUAUGGUUUUCCACAUCUUGCCUACGGCGCUCGAGAUCAGCAUGGUCUGUGGUAUCCUCACGUGGCAAUACGGAGCGAAGUUUGCCGCUAUUACCGUGCUCACCAUGGUGGGCUACACGGCUUUCACGAUAUGGACUACGGCGUGGCGGACGAAGUUCCGGCGACAGGCGAAUGCGGCGGACAAUAGGGCGUCUACCGUGGCCGUCGAUUCCUUGAUCAACUACGAGGCUGUGAAAUACUUUAACAACGAACCCUUUGAGGUUGCCCGCUACGACAAGGCUCUGAAAGAAUACGAAAAGAGCUCGAUCAAGGUGGCCACGUCCCUGGCUUUCCUCAACGGUGGCCAAAACGUCAUUUUCUCGACAGCGCUCACGACCAUGAUGUACCUCGCCUGCAACGGCGUCGCGCAGGGCUCCCUUACGGUGGGCGACCUCGUCAUGGUCAACCAGCUGGUGUUCCAACUCUCCGUCCCCCUAAACUUCCUCGGCUCGGUCUACCGGGAACUUCGCCAGUCUCUUCUAGACAUGGAGACUCUGUUCAACCUCCAAAAGGUCAACGUCACCGUCACGGAUGCGCCAGAUGCGAAGCCUUUGGCGUUGCCGAAGGGCGGCGAGAUCAAAUUCGAGAAUGUUUCCUUCGGAUACCACCCGGAUAGGCCGAUCCUACGCAACCUCAACCUCACCAUUCCCGCCGGCAAGAAGGUGGCCAUCGUCGGCCCCAGCGGAUGCGGAAAAUCUACCCUUCUGAAGCUGCUCUUCCGGUUUUACGACGUACCCUCGGGUCGCAUCCUCAUCGACGACCAGGACAUCCGCGACGUGACGAUGGAAUCUCUGCGCAAGUCCAUCGGCGUCGUGCCGCAGGACACGCCUCUCUUCAACGACACGAUCGAGCACAACAUCCGAUACGGCAGCAUCAACGCCACGCACGAACAGAUCGUGUCGGUAGCCCAGCGUGCACACAUUCACGAAAUCAUCCAAAAGUUCCCCGACGGGUACAACACCAAGGUCGGUGAGCGCGGCAUGAUGAUCUCGGGCGGCGAGAAGCAGCGCCUCGCCGUCAGCAGGCUGAUACUCAAGGACCCGCCGCUGCUCUUCUUCGAUGAGGCGACGAGCGCGCUGGAUACGCAUACGGAACAGGCGCUUAUGGCGAAUAUUAAUAGUAUUCUUCGCGAGAAGGGCCGGACGAGCGUGUUUGUGGCGCAUCGGCUGAGGACUAUUUUCGAUGCCGAUCUUAUUAUUGUGUUGAGGGAGGGAAGUGUUGCGGAGAUGGGGACUCAUCAGCAGCUUAUUGAUAGUGGUGGAUUGUACUCGGAGCUCUGGAGUGCUCAAGAGACAAUGUUCAGCGCUACUGGGGAGGAGGACCUAGGAGAGCCACGCGAGACCGAGGAGAAAUAA